CUCGUCUAGCAGCGAACCCGAAGAUACAGGAUGAACAAGAAGGAGAUGCAGCUGAGAUCGUCUAGCCAACCGAGUUCAUGCACUGCAUUCUCGAUUGUGAAUUAUUUGGGAAAUGCAUCAGUUCAUGUAUCAUGUGAAGAUUCAGAAAGGUAACUGAAGAUUUUAACCAAUCGAUGGGAACGGCCAAUCCAAUAAAUGGAUCAUCCCAUUUCUGUUCGAGUCGCAAUGAUUCACAAGCUGUGUCUCACCGGGAAUCUGGACCACCGAGGCAUUGGAACAUGCAGCAUGCGCAUUCAUAUUCGAUAGAGAAGACAACUAGUUGUGCUGGUUCCUGUGUGAUCUCCGUCUGAGAUGGCAAGACAAGCCUACCCCAUGCAUUUCUUGUUCUUUUCAUUCUGAGGUCAAAGGUUGACAAGGAACAAUCAUAAAGGCAUGCUUGAAUCAUCCGUCCUCAGCUCUGCGACAAGCUGCAAAUCUUUCCGUCUGCUUUUUGAUCAGCCUUAGAGCACCCACAGCCACCUUUUUUUCGGUUUUUUGUUUUCCUUCGGUUACUCUUUCCCCUUUUCUUCCUGUUUUAGUGCCUUCCACAGCAGGAGGCCAGCUCAAUAUCCUCACCUUCGAAUGCCACCAAAGGAACAAAAGGAAGAAGAAGACGGUACCACCACAUUCAUGACCACCAACCCCACCUCUCUCUCUCUGCAGACACGCCAAGACGAAACUGUUCCCUCCUCUGAAUUGUAACUGAAACCCACGGUGAGGAAGCACCUACCUCCUCCCAUCGCAUCAUGACCACCAACUCCAUUAAAUCAAUCUCCCACACACUCUUCACCCCCUGCUCACAAUAUUCUAAUGCUCCUCCUCUCUUUGGCUUCAACUCUCUUCUCCGUAUCACCCCUCCCUGGAUGCUCUCUCCCGCCCCCAUCUGACCUCUCUGUUCGUCUCCUUCACAAUCCCAACCGCCCCUUUCCGAAGCCCGUUACAACAUUCUAAGAGAAGAGGAAAAAAGAACAAUAGCAGACGCCAGAGCCCGUCACCUCUGUCCCCGAUGUGGUGAGGCUUCUCUUGUUUCUGGAAAUCCUCCUCAGAGCUAAAAAUAUGAACCACAUAGCGAGUGCGGUGAUUUCUUGACCUCUUCAAAGAUGGAUCUCGAGCGCGGUGGCGCCGGAGCUGGCCGCUACUCCACUCCUGAAAAGAAGGAUUCAUGGAGGACGGCGCUGACAUUAGCCUACCAGAGUCUCGGGGUCGUGUAUGGCGAUCUGAGCACGUCGCCGCUGUACGUAUACAAGAACACCUUCGCCGAGGACAUAGAACACUCGGAGACGAAUGAGGAGAUCUACGGCGUGCUCUCCUUCGUCUUCUGGACCCUCACGCUCGUCCCCCUCCUCAAGUAUGUCCUCAUCGUCCUCCGGGCGGACGACAAUGGCGAGGGUGGCACGUUUGCGCUGUACUCCCUCCUCUGCCGCCACGCCCGUGUCGGAUUCCUGCCGAAUGGUCAGCUGGCUGAUGAGGAGCUAUCCACUUACAAGAAGAUGGACGGUGGGGGAGCUGCUCCGCCGAUGGGCGCUGACACUGCGGCAUCAAGGGUGAAGAGGCUGCUCGAGAAGCACCAUGUGUUGCAGCGCCUGUUAUUGCUUCUCGCCUUGAUCGGGACUUGCAUGGUUAUCGGGGAUGGUGUUCUCACACCAGCCAUUUCUGUUUUCUCGGCGGUUUCAGGGCUCGAGCUCUCCAUGUCCGAGGAACAACACAAGUAUGUGGAGGUUCCCGUAGCAUGCCUUAUAUUAGUUGCUCUGUUCGCCCUGCAACAUUAUGGCACGCAUCGGGUUGGGUUCCUAUUUGCACCAAUUGUCAUCACUUGGCUUCUAUGCAUCAGUGUGAUUGGUGUUUACAACAUUUUUCACUGGAACCCACAUGUAUAUCAAGCACUUUCUCCAUACUACAUGUAUAAAUUCCUGAAGAAGACUCAGAGAGGGGGUUGGAUGUCCCUGGGUGGCAUACUGCUGUGCAUCACGGGCUCUGAAGCUAUGUUUGCAGAUUUGGGACAUUUCUCACAAUUGUCAAUACAGAUUGCUUUUACCUCUGUGGUCUAUCCAUCACUGAUCCUAGCGUAUAUGGGACAAGCUGCCUAUCUAUCCAGACAUCACAUUAUUGAAAGUGACUAUCGAAUUGGAUUCUAUGUUUCAGUGCCAGAACAAAUAAGGUGGCCAGUUCUGGGAAUAGCUAUACUGGCAGCCGUUGUUGGAAGCCAAGCAGUUAUCACGGGUACUUUCUCGAUCAUCAAGCAGUGCUCUGCUUUGAGCUGCUUUCCCAGGGUGAAGAUCGUUCACACGUCAUCUAAAGUACAUGGGCAAAUAUACAUCCCCGAGAUUAACUGGAUGUUAAUGAUAUUGUGCUUGGCCGUUACUGUUGGUUUUAGAGAUACAAAGCGCCUCGGUAAUGCAUCAGGGCUGGCUGUAAUUGCUGUGAUGCUGGUUACUACCUGCUUGAUGUCUCUUGUGAUAGUUCUGUGCUGGCACAGGAGCAUCUUUUUGGCUGUUUGUUUCAUUCUCUUCUUUGGAACGAUCGAGGCACUGUAUUUCUCAGCGUCCCUUAUCAAGUUUUUGGAAGGUGCUUGGGUCCCUAUUGCCCUCUCAAUUAUUUUCAUGGUAAUCAUGUAUGUGUGGCACUACGGUACUCUCAAGAAGUAUGAAUUCGACAUCCAGAAUAAGGUCUCCAUCGAUUGGCUCCUGGGUCUCGGCCCUAACCUAGGAAUUGUCCGUGUGAGAGGCAUCGGUCUCAUUCAUACUGAACUGGUAUCAGGAAUCCCAGCCAUCUUUUCACACUUUGUCACCAACCUCCCUGCAUUUCACCAGGUCCUUGUGUUCCUCUGCAUCAAGUCGGUGCCGGUGGCAUAUGUCAGGCCAGAGGAGCGGUUCCUUGUGGGCAGAAUUGGCCCAAAAGAAUACAGGGUCUAUAGGUGCAUCGCACGGUAUGGGUACCACGACGUCCACAAGGAUGAUUUAGAGUUCGAGAAGGACCUAGUUUGCAGCAUUGCCGAGUUCAUCCGGUCAGGCAUCUCUCAUCCCAGCGGCACGGCAGAACGAUCCGAGAAGGAUGAUAACAGAAUGGCUGUCGUCGGAGCUGGAAUACGAUUGUGUGAAGAGGAUGCUGACCCAGAAGAUGCAGCUGGCCCUUCAGGGUCAAAGGAGAUACAAUCAACUGUCACGGCAAGGAAAAAGAAGGUGAGAUUUGUGGUGCCUGAGAGCUCAGAUAUGGAUUCCAGCGUGAGGGAAGAGCUGCAGGAGCUGAUGGAAGCCCGAGAAGCAGGCAUGGCUUUCAUUAUGGGGCAUUCCGACGUCAGGGCAAAGAGUGGAUCUGGUUUGAUUAAGAGACUCGUCAUCGAUGUCGGGUAUGAUUUCUUGAGGAGGAAUUGCAGGGGUCCGGCCUUUGCAGUGAGCAUUCCUCAUGCAUCUACAUUGGAGGUGGGGAUGGUAUACAAUGUCUAAAUUCUAUCGUAACAGAUGUGUACAUCGAUGUUCUUAGUUUAAAUUAGUUCGAGGAUUCGGUUCCUCAGUUUCGGGCUGUCGAUUUCAGAAGCGUCUUCUUUUGCGGCAUGAAAUGAGAUCCUGUUUUGCA
Messenger RNA from Musa acuminata AAA Group (dessert banana), 3612 nucleotides. RefSeq names its product potassium transporter 10. Gene Ontology annotation, biological process: potassium ion transmembrane transport. Gene Ontology annotation, molecular function: potassium ion transmembrane transporter activity. The record is from RefSeq and is a predicted model, not a curated record. Lineage: Eukaryota; Viridiplantae; Streptophyta; Magnoliopsida; Zingiberales; Musaceae. Bases 1140 to 3482 code for a protein of 780 amino acids. Gene Ontology annotation, cellular component: membrane. The transcript has 9 exons.